UCCCGCACUAAUUUUCAGCCAAAUUUCGGCCGUCCUCCCGCGCGAUACCCGCGAACUGGAAAACACCGGGCUCCGCUUCGGCCUGCGGGAGGACGCGGUGAACCCGGCCGAACCGGAUUCGACGGGCUCCGCCUCCCACCUCCGGUCGGCGCCGCGUGAAGCCGGCCGCCGAGGCUUCGACGCCGACGCCUCCCACCUCCGGCCGCCGGCGGCGGCCUGCAGCUGUGCCGCAGCCUGCACGGCGCGCCUCCUUCCCUCCUCCUUUCUCCUUCCCAAGCCUCCAACCUCGGUUAUCCCAAGCCUCCAAACCUCGGUCGUCGCCUGGGGCCAAAUCCGGCCGCCCCUUCGCCAGAUCCGGCUGCCACCUUGGCGGAUCUGGCCGCCCCUUCACCGGAUCCGGCCGCCACCUUGCCUGGGGCCAAAUCCCCCCCCGGUCCUCCUUGCCGGCGGUCGGCGAGAGGACCGGGGGCGGGCGGGGCCCACAUCUGCUGUACCCCGGGACCGGCUCGUGCAGACUGGCGCAGUGGCGCGCCAGCGGGAGAGGCCCCAGCGGAGGAGCCCUGGCGCAGCAGCCCGGGCACAGGCGCCCCCACCCUCAGCAUGCGAGGCCUCCGCCGCGAGCAGACUCAGAACUGGGCCAUGAGCAUCAAGAGCAUCAAGCCGCUGGAGGCCGGCUACAGCUUUGACGGGCAGCGGUUCGACCACGUUGGGGGCGACGCGGGUGUACCACCUCGACUCCUGCGCCGGCUGCGCGUACAUGGCGCUCGGGAACGCCGGCGUUGCCGAGUUUGGCAGGGGGAACACGAUGGGGCUGUUCGAGGUGGAGGUGGCGCUCGCCGGCGAGGUGAGGUGCCAGGCGCACAUCGGCAAGUGCAAGCUGACCCACGAUGUGUCCGCUCAAGCUGCAGCUCGCGCCACCUGAUGAUGUCAUGUUUAUUUUGGCAGAUGCUGCUUAUUGCGACAGUCAGGAAUCCAUUUAUCGUGGAGUACAAUGAUUCAUGGGUGGAAAAGGGUUGCUAUGUUUGCAUUAUUAUAGGUUACUGUGAGGGAAGAGACGUACGCAUUGUGAGGGAGGAGACAUGUAUGUAUGUCUUGGAAAAAUCUGCAAGUGGCUUGUGCAGCUUCUCAUGGCUCUUCAUUAUUUGCAUGCUUGAUCGUGAUGUGAAGUGCUCCAAUAUAUUUAUUGCGAGAGAUCAAAGCAUACGCCUUGCUAGGAGCAAGGUUGCUUCUGCAACAUCAGCUAUGAAGUCAGUGUUUUGGCAAGAGGUUCAACAGAAGGAUGAGUCAUGUGCUGUGUUGCUUCCGGUGCCUACCUGCUGCUUGUUUGAUGAAAUGUACCAACAUUUCUCUCUCAACUGUUAUUCUUUACUCUUCCACAUCCAAUUAGAUUGGCAGUAACCAUUUGUCAUUUCAUUUGAGCAUCUGAUUAACUGCAGGGCAGAUAGAUUGAUCAAGAAUUAUUUAGCUUUUAAAUUUAUGGCUAGAUUUCCUCUAUCACUCAGAUAUCUAUUAACAAGACAUGCAAUUUCUUUGUUACUCACUUUCUGAAGUUGGCGCGAUCAGAAUGCUUCCUUGCAAUGUCGUUGCUGCCACACCGGUGGUAACCACAUAAGAGGGGACAUAAUUCAUUCAGGCUAAAUUUGGUGGUUUCUAUAGCACAUAGUGUACCAAUAUUUUUACAUUGACUGCUAUAAAGAGUGUCCAAGCACUUAAGGAUUAACACGUGAAAUCUAUGUUCCUGAGGGUAAUGCAUUGGCAGUCAUUUUUCAGUUUUGUAUACCCUGUGAGACCUAUAUAGCACCUGAUGAGAGUACUGGUGUACUUUACUUGACCCUUUCAAGGAAGAAACUAACUGUACAUUUGAGAAGCGCGGUGCUGCUUGGAUGGCAUUCCUUCAUGAGGGUAAUUUUCAUUCUUUCAUUUGGCUUUCGGAGCUAGAUGAUCAGCCUAUGGCAAUUGCAAUGUUUCUUAUUAUUCAGAAAAGACAUAAUUAAUUUUGGCUAUCAGGCUAUGCAUUAUGAAAUUGUUUAAUUGUAUUGGGCCUACUUCAAUCCUAUUCAUAACAAAAAUAACCUGAAGAGUGGUGGGCAUUGAACUUCCACUGUCCUUUUCCACUUGACAGGUGUCAUGGUGGAGAGGUUGUGUUUCAAAAUGCUGAGGCCUACACAGGUGUCAAGGUGGACUUGCACUAUGGACGUGAUGUUUUUUCAGUUGUCCAUGCCUAUGAAAUUUUCCGAGACAUGUGGCCAUUAUAUUGUUAUUUUUUUGUUUCUGCAUAUUUCUUCCAUGCAUGUGAUGUUAGUUCCAGUUAAUUUUUUAACGUAUCUCUUUGACAUCAAAACUAAAACAUAUUCAAUGUGUGGAAUUGUAUAGAUGGAUUUGCAAGAGAACUAGAGAAGAUGCAAACUAUUUGCUCAGGCUGCUGGUCUUAUCACAGCUGUAUGCAUUCUUAAA
Molecule: messenger RNA, 2454 nt
Organism: Panicum virgatum (switchgrass)
Lineage: Eukaryota; Viridiplantae; Streptophyta; Magnoliopsida; Poales; Poaceae
Product: serine/threonine-protein kinase Nek2-like
Exons: 7
Coding region: 601-1398 (265 amino acids)
Source: RefSeq, a predicted model, not a curated record